Alligator mississippiensis (American alligator) is the source of this 3616-nucleotide messenger RNA. Its product is annotated as zinc finger protein 777. NCBI's taxonomy places the organism in Eukaryota, Metazoa, Chordata, Crocodylia, Alligatoridae. The record is from RefSeq and is a predicted model, not a curated record. Bases 312 to 2297 code for a protein of 661 amino acids. The transcript has 7 exons. Gene Ontology annotation, molecular function: DNA-binding transcription repressor activity, RNA polymerase II-specific. Gene Ontology annotation, biological process: negative regulation of transcription by RNA polymerase II.
ACCAGCCCUGACUACAUCAUCCCAGCCAAGGCUUUGUCUACCCGGGUCUUCAAAACCCCCAAGGAUGGAGACUGCACCAUCUCUCUGGGUGACCUGUUCCAGUGCUUCACCCUGCCUAGUGAGAAAGUCCUUCCUCAUCUCCUUUUUUUUGCUGCAAUUUGCUGCCCUGCAGAUGAUCCCUGCGAUUGCCCUGCAGAUUUAUCCUAGUCUCCGCGCAGACAGCCCGUGCCCAGCUGGGUCCAGGCAGGCAGGAGCUGCGGUUCUCCCUCCGCCCGGCGCUGGCCGCUGUGGGCAGGGCGCGGAGAGCAGGCAUGGCCGCGCAGGCUCCCGGCGGAGCAGCGUGCCCGCAGGUGGCCCAGAUGUCCCUGUGGACCGUGGUGGCGGCGGUCCAAGCCCUGGAGAGGAAGGUGGACUCUCAGGCCGCCCGGCUGCUGGGCCUGGAGGGGCGCUCGGGGCUGGUGGAGAAGAAGCUGAGGGUCUGCGAGCAAAGGGCGCUGGAGCUGGGCGGCCAGCUGGAGGGGAAGUGGGGUGCACUGGGCAGCCUGAUCCAGGAGUACGGGCUGCUGCAGCGGCGCCUGGAGAACAUGGAAAACCUGCUGAAGAACAGGAACUUCUGGAUCCUGCGCCUGCCGCCCGGUGCCAAGGGGGAGAUCCCACAGGUGCCGGUGACGUUCGACGACGUGUCGGUCUACUUCAGUGAGGAGGAGUGGGAGAGCCUGGCCGGCUGGCAGAAGGAGCUGUACAAGCACGUGAUGAGGGGCAACUAUGAGACCCUUGUUUCGCUGGACUACGCCAUUUCCAAGCCGGACAUCCUGUCCCGCCUCGAGCGAGGCGAGGAGCCGUGCAUCCGGGACCAGCUGGCGGCGUGGGAUGGACCAGAGAAAGGAAGCCAGGAGAAGGAAGGAUGGGUGGCAGGUGGGACCCAUGCAGUCCCCGGCACAGGAAAUGCCGUUUCCAAUCCUGACGUCCUCCCACGGGCUGCUGGAGCAGAGGAGCUGCAUGUCAGGGACCGGGGAGGUGCAGCGCGAGAGACCCCUGCAGAGCCCAGCACAGCGUCUCCUGUUCCCACGUCGGACGCUUUAACCUGGAUCAAACGGGAGGCAGCGCCGGGUGCAGGUCUGCAGGAUGCAGAGGAGAGAGGAAUCCCGCCAGGCCCCGGAGCAGCCGGCAGUGGGGCGACCAGCCGAGGGCAGGACCAGCGGCAGGAGGGGCACUCGGACACACCGGUGAAAUCAGAGGAGGAGGCAUCCCCAUGGAGCCUCCAGGCACAGGGUGCAGCCCAGAGCAACCCGGUGCCACCCACCAUCACCCGGGUGGAGAAAUCCACCCAGUGCGGGAGGGACUUCGGCCUCUUCAAGGGCUUCGUCCUGCAGGGUGGGGAGAAGCCAUUUGCCUGCGGAGAGUGCGGGAAGAGCUUCCGGCUGAAGGGCAACUUCGUGAAGCACCUGCGGAGCCACGCCAAGGUGCGUCCCUACCAGUGCACCGAGUGCGAGAAGAGCUUCAACUGCCAGUCGGAGCUGCAGCGGCACCAGAUGAUCCACCGCGGGGAGAAGCCGUACCCGUGUGGUGAGUGCGAGAAGCGCUACAGCCGCAAGGUCUACCUGCUCAACCACUUGCGCGUGCACACAGGCGAGCGCCCUUUUCCCUGCCCGGACUGCGGCAAGAGCUUCCGCCAGAAGGCGGUGCUCGUCUCCCACCAGCGCCUGCACACCGGGGAACGCCCCUACCGCUGCGGCCAGUGCGGGAAGAGCUUCACGCAGCAGUCCAAGCUCACCAACCACUACCGCACCCACACAGGCGAGCGCCCUUACAAGUGCAGCCAGUGCGACAACAGCUUCAGUGAGAAGUCCAAGCUCAACAGCCACUACCGCGUGCACACGGGGGAGCGGCCCUACAAGUGCGCCCAGUGCGACAAGAGCUACUGCCGCAAGGAGUACCUGCUCAACCACCAGCGCCUGCACACGGGGGAGCGGCCCUUCCAGUGCCCCGACUGCGGCCGCAGCUUCAUGCUCAAGAGGAGCUUCGUCAAGCACCAGCGCAACCAUGCCAAAGAGCGGGGCGGCGCGGUGGAGCCCCAGGGGAGCAGCGCCAGGGAUGGCUCGGCAGGGAAGGAGGAGUCGGAGGGACGGCAACUGCCCCGGUGCAGCACCUGUGGGAAGAGCUUCCAGGACGUGGAGUCGCUGAAGGAGCAUCAGGCACUGCACAGCGCAGAACGAGGGCAUCCGGAGGGGUCCGAAGCUCCCGGGCAGGAUGCCGAGGCCAAGCUGCUGGUUGUGAAGAUGGAAGAGAUGUGGUAGCCCGUGCGGGGAGGCCAGGAGGGUGCAAGGCCGGAGGGGUUUGGAGAUAGGCUGCAGCCCAUGCUGACUUGGACCCUGUGUUGGCUGAGCCCCCGAGGGGGUUGAAUGCCCAGCCGGCAGGCUUCAUUCACUGGUGAUGCUCAGCAGGGCGGGUGCGUCUGUAAACAGGAAGCCCAGCAGCAAGGCUAGGAGGGCGUCCGAGUGAGCCCACCUCUGCUGGGGAGAGGAUACCCCUGGGAGGCAGGUGGGACGGUGGGUGAGGAGCACAUUGUACGGGAGACGCUUGACCAUGCCUGGCUUGGCAAGACUGCAUCUCAGCUGCACAAGGUAUAUACUGACAUCUUCAGCGUGGUCCCCGGCAGAGGCAUGGCAGGUCUAGGCUGCUUCUGUGGCUGACAGCCCCGAGCCAGGGCGACCUGUGCAGGGCACCUGAGCUGAGCUGUUCCUUUGGGGAGGGCCUGUGUGCGUGUGCGCAUGCGUAUGCAUGUGUGUGUGGCCUGGUUUUGCUGUUUUUUAUCACGUGGCAUACAGAUCUGAACACGACUUCUCACACCUAACGGGAACAGGAUGGUCUUGGAGCGAGGAGGCAGCUGCCCACGCUCCAAGCCCUGUGGGACUGUAAUUAGUACUGUGCCCUGCUAAUUGAAGGCUGACAGGGCACCCUGAAUGAACACACUGGCUAGGAACACGUGACUUGGCAGCGCAGCGAGUGUGCCCGUGCCCAGGUACCCUGCUCCAGGGCACUAUAAAUACUCAUAAUGAACACAUCUCACCGCUAACACACACCAGUGGGAUGUGCAAAGUGGGAUGGAGGCUGCUGCUACGUGUUGUUUCCAGUUGCUCACACAUGUCACUUGCCCCCCUUGCUUUGGUUCCCUCCCCGGCUCAUUUUUAAUGUCAUUACAGUAAUUGGGAGAAGGCAGAUUUGCCUUUUCCCUGCAGUUAGGAUGCUGCCAACUGCAGUGGUUGUAUUAAGAGUCGUGAGCUACUGGUUGGCUUUCAGCCCACAGGACUCAUGCCAGGUGACUUUUGCCCUGACUCCCAUCUUGUGUCCGCACUGUUGUGCCACUGGUAUAGGACACAUGUUAGAGGAGACAAUGCUUUCCUGCCUGGUUUCCCUUGAAGCAGGUCUCUGCUUGUGCCCAGUUUCACUCUCCAGGACUUCCUUUCUGCCGCAGCUCCAUGUGCCUCUGGUGCUGACCCCGUCCUCUGAAUGAUGGUGUUUGUCUGACACGGGUGCGCUUUGCUUGGAUUUUCCUUCUUUUUUUCCUUAAAUGAUCUUGCGAUGAAUAAAAAGCAAUGAAGGUGAAGGUCCAGAA